Molecule: messenger RNA, 3683 nt
Organism: Chiloscyllium plagiosum (whitespotted bambooshark)
Lineage: Eukaryota; Metazoa; Chordata; Chondrichthyes; Orectolobiformes; Hemiscylliidae
Gene: glod5
Product: glyoxalase domain containing 5
Molecular function (GO): metal ion binding; lactoylglutathione lyase activity
Source: RefSeq, a predicted model, not a curated record
CAUCAGUAGCUGAAAUGUUUUCCUUGACUGCUCUGUUCAGCACAAAGGUGGCGAAAUGAAAGGUGCUCCUUUGUACUUCGCACUGCCCAAAGCAGACUACACUUGAGAGGAAGUGGAGUCAGUUCCACUUCAGGAAGUAGCUGCAAGUUCCAGUACUUUAAGCAACAUGGCGCUUUUAAAGAGUUUGUUUUUUACAGGCUACCGUUGUCGUGGUGUUUACCGGCAGAGUUUGAUUCAGUUCAGAUUGAAGAAUACUUCCUCGCCAAUCCAGAUCGCAGGAUUGGAUCACAUUGUUCUGACUGUAAAGAGCAUUGAAGAUACUGUGGCAUUCUACUCCCAAACUUUAGGCAUGGAAGUUACCACUUUCAAGGGCAACCGCAAAGCACUUUCCUUUGGGAAUCAGAAAUUCAAUCUGCACGAAGUUGGGAAAGAAUUUGAGCCAAAGGCACACAAGCCAACAGCAGGAUCCAUAGAUGUCUGUUUGAUCACAAAAACACCAGUCAAUAAAGUAAUUGAACAUCUUAAGACAUGUGGUGUUCACAUUGAAGAAGGUCCUAUUGAACGAACUGGUGCUGUGGGUCCUAUCACUUCAGUUUACUUCAGAGAUCCAGACAAUAAUUUGAUUGAAGUUUCCAAUUACCUUUCUGACCAAUAGUGAACACAGCAGCAAGUAGAAUCCAAAUCUAUAUGAAAAUGGAAAGUGCAAAGAUGAUUUACAAGGAUUGAUCUGUUCUUGUACAUUUAAUAUAAUUGGUAAUAUACUGUUAAAGCUACUACUGUAAAUAUCCAGUGAGAUGACACAGGCGUCGAAGCUCAGUGCAUCAACAUAAUGUACAGUUUGUACUCUUAGUUGGAUAAAAGUAGAUAACUUUGGAAGUCGGGUAAUCAGUAUUCGAGCAUUGUUAUAUUUUUCAGUACAAAGCAAAAAAUAUUAUCACAACUGCUGAACAGAAAACUUAGCAUUGUUAAAUAUAUGCACAAUAACUAAAAAGUAUGAUACAUUGAAAAUUUACAUAGUAAUUAAGAAGUUUUUGCAAACUAUUUAAAAAGAAUGUGUGAUCUUGCAAUAAAAUCACUAAAUAUACUGCCUGGCACAAGAGGUUGAUAUACCAGUUCCUUGCUUCUGAAAUUUAAAUAUAAUCAAUUUAUGUGAUAUGAAUUUUCCCAAAGAAUGAUUGGUUUGGGAAACAGGAAUGUUCACACAUUGUUGGAAUAGUAUAGUCUAUCUCCAUAUGGGAGGGUGUUCAGUUCACUAGAUUAUUUGCCAAAGUGCAGCAAUGACUCACCACUUGACCUGAAGAUUUGUUGGAUGAGGAGAAGAAAACCAAAUAUAUGUGGAAUUGAUAUUCAAUGUGGAGGAGUGUUUAAUCAUCAGCUGAGAGAGGGUGAUAGCUGAGGAUCUGUCGGAGGUUUCAUUGCUCAAGUUUGGGUUGAUGCAUGAAUCACAACAAAUGUGAUUUGAACUCACGAGCUUUUAAUUCAGAGAUGAGCACGCUACAAAAUGAGUCGCAGCAACCACCCAUGACUUUGAAUCUGUCGGGCUUCAAUAAUGCCUGGGCAGAUUAAUGUUAAUCAGCACUAUUUGUUGCAAAGAAAGGAAUAUGGCAAAAAGAUAAUUUAUGGUCAUAAAAAUAUUAACUUCCUAUUAAAGGAGAAGAAAAUGAGCAAAAGGAAAUAGUUGUGAUUAUUAGAAAUCAGAAUCUUUUAAAACAUGCUGAAAAUAUUCAGCAGAGAGAGCAGAUAAUGGAACAGACACCUCCAAAGACCCAAUCAACUAUUUGAGGAAAUGGGAAGACAUUUUGGAAGCUCUGGAGGCAUUAUUAGAUAAAUGUGACAGACAAAGGUUCUAGGAGGAUGGAAUAGAUUUCUUCUUGACAUUAGAUGGAAGGAAGUGUAAUUAAGAUUAAUAUAUUAUUAAUGAGUUGUAACUGUUAGUAUACAAUUAAGUUCUAGAAAUAUCAUGGGAGGGGGGAAAAAAAUUGAAAACUUUAAAAAUAUUCAUCAAUCUUGUCACCAAGUAAUAGCUCGAGCAAAUAGUGUGAUAAGAUAUAUUUAAAAGGUAGAAAGUGCUGGAGAUACUCAGCAGGUCUGAGAAUCAAAGAAGAAUCAUUGGACUCGAAAUAUUAGCUCUUUCUCCAGCAAUGCUGACAGACCGACUGAGUUUUUGCAGCACUUUGUUUUUUUAUUUCAGAUCUCCAGCAUUCACAGUAUUUUCCCUUAAUAUGUUUGUAGUUAUAGAUAAUUCAGUUUCAACAAAGUAUGUUACAUAUACAUGUGUUAUUGUUGUUGCAAGGUCUUGGACACUUGAGAAUAGACAGUCUCUUUAGGCUACAAGAGCAGAUCAGAGGCUACAAAUUCUGUGGUGUAAAAAGAGAUCACUUCCCAUAUUCCCAAAGCCUGUCCACCAUCUGCAAGGCACAAGUCAAGAGUGUGACAGAAUACCGUUCAUUUGGCUGUGUAGUUUCAACAGUCCUCAAGCAGCUUGACAACACCCAAGACAAAGCAUCUCGCUUGACUGACAUUCCAUCCACCACCUUCAACUUUCACUCACUUCACCACAAACACACCACGGCAGCAAUCUGUAACAUCUACAAGAUGCAUUGCAGCCUCCUUUAACAGACCCUUUUAAAUUGGCAAACUUUGCCACCUGAAGGACAAAGGCAGCAGAUUCAUGGGAAUACCACCAUCUGCAAAUGCACUUCCAAGUCACACACCAUCCUGAUUUGCAAAUAUAUUACAAUUCCUUCACUGCAGCUGGUUCAAAAUUGGGAACUCCCUGCCUCUACAUCACAAGAACUGCCAUGGCUCAACAAUUCAGCUCAUAACCACCUUCCCCAGGGCAAUUAGGAAUGGGAAAUAAAAGCUGGCUUAGUCACUAAUAGCCACAUCCCAGAAAUUAGUGUAGGUGUUGUUUGGAAAUUGUGUUCCCAAAGGGAUGAACUGGAUCCUGCUGUCUCAAGGAUAGAUUGCAAUUGUCAAAGAUUUGCAGCGAAGAAACUGACUCACCAACAAUUAACAAACCCUUCACCCUGUAAGAAUUGGUCAAUGGGCUUCUAAUCAAGAAAACCAUAUUUCAAAUGUCCAGAAUAUACAUGUAGCUCUUCUAUAUCACGAUAGUUGCGUUCUUGUGCAACCCUACAUUAUAGAAAAGUCACGCUUUAGUAAUAACACUUAAAGUGUUGGCAAAUAAUCGCAUUACAGCCAACACACAUUUUAAAAGUUCACACUUCAGAAACGGUGUUCCCAAUUUGUCAAUUGCAUUACAGCAAAUUCACGUUAAUGAAACAUGAUUUAUGGUAGAAAGACCUGUAAUUAGAUUUUCAAUCUUAUUUCUGGACAAAACUCAAGUCAGGUGCAUGUUAAAGCAGAGCUGGGACAGAGCACACAGCAAAAGGAAGUUUAUUUUUCUCUGUGUUUUGUGUAGUUUAGAAAAGUCAAUUAAUGUCAGUGAGAGCAUGUACCUUGAUUUAUACUUCACACUGUCUUUAGCAGCCUUUUGUGAUUUGUCUGCUUCUCUCAGCAUGGCAUCAGUAUCCCUCAACAUUGUUGUUUUCUACCUUUUCCAUAGUGCCUUGCUGGCACCCUCCACUUCCUGAAAGCAUUCAGUUGUUUUAAUUGAGUUCUGAGAUCACUCCUUGCUCAAUCAACUUACUUACAUUUAAAAAUAGAAUAAAACAUUUUCA